Molecule: messenger RNA, 435 nt
Organism: Theobroma umbraticum
Lineage: Eukaryota; Viridiplantae; Streptophyta; Magnoliopsida; Malvales; Malvaceae
Product: S-protein homolog 18-like
Source: RefSeq, a predicted model, not a curated record
AUGGCUAACCUCAAAGAAUUGUUCUUGCCCAUGCUGGCACUUUGCAUUAUGUGCCCAUUGGCGUUUGCAAUCGAUGAAGAUCUUUUGGUUGUCGAAUACCAUAUUCACAUAAUCAACGAUUUGCCUUCCGAUUUGCCUCCCAAUAUCCCUGCGCUAUCUCUCCAUUGCAAGUCCAAAGACAAGGACCUUGGUGAGAAGAACAUGUUGGAGCAUCAGGAUUACACCUGGGAUUCCAGAAUAAACCUUCUCAGAACCACCCUUUUUUUCUGCAAUGCUAGAUGGGAAGGAAAGCAGAGGUAUUUUGAGGCUUUCAAGGCUACGAGAGAUGAACACCGCUGCCGAGUGUAUCAUAACUCUUGCUUGUGGUCAAUGAGGCAUGAUGGGAUUUAUUUUAGCAACGAUAAUUCUUCUUGGACUAAUGAGUAUCCAUGGUAG